GCGCGGGGCCCCGGGCGGCCCCGGGGGGAGAGGAUUGCUGCUGCCGCCGCCUGCCCUUCCACACUGCAUUUUUAAUGGAAACAUGGCGAUCUCGGCUCAGACCUGCAGCGCAUCUUCCGUGGUCCCGGCUCUGUGCGGCCACAUCGUCCUGCUCCUCGUCCUCUCCGCCCCCGCCGCGGACUGCUACAGCUUCCCCCAGCAGUACACGAUGCAGUAUUGGGCUAGAAGGCUGGAGCAGGAGAUUGAUGGAGUGAUGAGAAUAUUUGGUGGUGUCCAGCAGCUCCGAGGGAUCUACAAUGAGAACAGGAACCUCUUUGAAGUCAAGGAGAACGUCCCCAGGAAGCUAGUGGAGAAAGUGGCGGGAGAUAUUGAAAGCCUGCUGGCAAAGAAAGUUCGUGCUUUAAAGAAUCUCGCUGAUGCAGCUGAGAGGUUCCAGAAAGCCCACCGCUGGCAAGACAACAUCAAGGAGGAGGAUAUUGAAUACUACGACUCCAAGGCAGACACCGAAUAUGAUGACCCUGAGGUUGAUGGAGAAUAUGAAAAGGAGAAGUCCAACUCCCUGAAGCUGGAGUUUACAGAAGAUCCAAACUUUAAAACCAAGGUUAACUAUUCAUAUGCUGCUGUACAGAUACCUACGGACAUCUACAAAGGCUCCUAUCGCUCUGUGCAGUGUUUGGAACGUGCCUCUGCUCUGCACAUCACUUGCACGAGUCCACCAGCAACAACCCCAGAAUUCCCUGUCCCUGCCUCCCUGCCCCCUUGGCAUCCCCCUUCUGCUCUCUGCUGUCUGCAAGCAAAUACAAACCCAGGAGAGACAACUACCGUGAUCCUCAAUGAGCUGAACUGGACCCAGGCCCUGGAGGAUGUGUUCAUUGAAAACCGGAAGAAAGAUCCAUCUCUGCUGUGGCAGGUCUUUGGCAGUGCCACGGGCGUGACCCGCUAUUACCCAGCCACCCCAUGGAGAGCACCUAAUAAGAUCGACCUGUAUGAUGUCCGCAGGAGGCCUUGGUACAUCCAAGGGGCUUCCUCUCCAAAGGACAUGGUGAUCAUUGUGGAUGUGAGUGGCAGUGUCAGUGGUCUGACCCUGAAGCUGAUGAAGACAUCGGUCUAUGAAAUGCUGGACACCCUUUCCGAUGAUGACUACGUCAAUGUUGCUUCAUUUAAUGAGAAGGCAAAGCCUGUGUCUUGUUUCAAGCACCUGGUCCAGGCCAACAUCCGCAAUAAGAAGGUCUUUAAGGAGGACGUGCAGGUGAUGACGGCCAAGGGGACAACUGACUACAAGGCUGGCUUUGAGUAUGCCUUUGACCAGCUGCAAAAUUCCAACAUCACCCGAGCCAACUGCAACAAGAUGAUCAUGAUGUUCACGGAUGGUGGAGAAGACCGAGUCCAAGAUGUGUUUGAGAAGUACAACUGGCCCAAUAAAACGGUGCGUGUCUUCACCUUCUCUGUGGGUCAGCACAACUACGAUGUGACCCCCCUGCAGUGGAUGGCUUGUGCCAACAAAGGUUACUACUUUGAAAUUCCCUCGAUCGGGGCCAUCCGAAUCAACACCCAGGAGUAUCUGGAUGUGCUGGGGAGACCCAUGGUCCUGGCAGGAAAUAAGGCCAAGCAGGUUCAAUGGACCAAUGUUUAUCAGGAUGCUCUGGGGCUGGGUUUGGUGGUGACUGGCACUCUGCCAGUAUUCAACCUCACAGAGGACAGCAGCAGCAACAGAAAGAACCAGCUUAUCCUGGGCGUGAUGGGAAUCGAUGUGGCUCUGAAUGACAUCAAGAAGCUGACGCCACGUUACAAUUUAGGGGCAAAUGGCUAUGUCUUUGCCAUCGACUUGAAUGGAUAUGUCCUGCUGCACCCCAACCUGCAACCCCAGAUUAUCAAUUUCCGAGAACCGGUAACACUGGAUUUUCUGGAUGCUGAGCUGGAGGAUGAGUACAAGGAGGAGAUCCGGAGAAGUAUGAUUGAUGGAAAUGAGGGGCAAAGAUUCAUCAAAACCGUAAUCAAAUCCCUGGAUGAGAGAUACAUUGAUGAAGUAUUCAGGACCUAUACCUGGGCCCCUAUCAAAAGCACUAAUUACAGCCUGGGGCUGGUUUUGCCACCCUACAGUAUCUACUACAUCCAAGCAAACCUCAGUGACCAGAUUCUCCAGGUGAAGUUACCAAACAUCAAAAUGAAGGAUUUUGAAUUCCUGCUGCCAAACAGCUUUGAGUCCGAGGGACGUGUAUUCAUUGCUCCCAGAGAAUAUUGCAAAGACCUUGACCAGUCGGAUAACAACACAGAAUUCCUGGAAAACUUUAUCGCCCUGAUGGAAAAGGUGACCCCAGACUCCAAACAAUGUGACAACUUCCUCCUUCACAACCUGAUCCUGGACACAGGAAUCACCCAGCAGCUGGUGGAGAGGGUUUGGAAAGACCAGGACCUGAACACGUACAGUCUCUUGGCUGUGUUUGCAGCCACUGAUGGGGGCAUCACACGAGUUUUCCCAAACAAGGCUGCAGAUUACUGGGAAGAGGCCCAUGAACCUUUUAAUGCCAGCUUUUAUCGAAGGAGCCUGGACAACAAGGGGUACAUCUUCAAACCACCCAAUCGAGACUCCAACUAUAAAGGCUUUGAUUUAGAAAACAACACCAUUGGGAUCCUGGUCAGCACGGCUGUGGAGCUCAGCAUUGGUGGAAGGACCCUGAAGCCAGCAGUGGUUGGAGUGAAGCUUGAUCUGGAGGCUUGGGCGGAAAAGUUUAAAGUCCUUGCAAGUAAUCGAACAGAUCGAGACCAGCUGGGAACGCGCAGGUGUGACCCCUCAGUAAGCUGUGAAAUGGAUUGUGAGGCCAACAACAAGGACCUUAUCUGUGUUCUCAUUGAUGAUGGCGGCUUCCUGGUACUCUCCAACCAGGAAGAUCACUGGUACCAGGUGGGAAAGUUUUUCAGUGAGGUGGAUGCUAAUUUGAUGUCUGCCCUCUACAACAACUCCUUUUUCACACGGAAAGAAUCCUAUGACUUCCAGUCUGUGUGUGUCCCAGAAGCACAGAGCAACACAGGAGCUGCCCCCAGGGGCGUGUUUGUGCCCACUGUGGCAGAUUUCCUGAACCUGGCUUGGUGGACUUCAGCCGCUGCUUGGUCUUUGUUCCAGCAGUUCUUGUAUGGACUCACCUACAGCAGUUGGUUUCAAACAGAGGAUGUUACAGCAGACAGCAUGGAAUCCAGAGAGACCAGCUGCAUCACCAAGCAGACCCAGUACUAUUUCAGUACCGUCAAUGCCACCUAUAAUGCCAUCAUUGAUUGUGGAAACUGCUCCAGGCUAUUCCAUGCACAGAGGCUUGCCAACACCAACCUGCUGUUUGUUGUAGCAGAUAAGCCCAUAUGUAGCCAGUGCGAGUCUGUCAAGCUUCUCCAGGCAGAGAUGCGAGCUCCACCGAGAGAUCCAAAUCAAUGUGAGCUGGUAGACAAGCCCCGGUAUCGGAAAGGACCCCACAUCUGCUUUGACUACAAUGCAACAGAAGAUACCUCAGACUGUGGCAGAGGGGCAUCCUUCAGACCCUCCCUUGGUGUUUUGCUGUCUCUGCAGCUGCUCCUCCUCUACUUGACUGCCAGCCUCUACCCACUGCCCUUGGCAUCUUGCCUUUAAAGCAUCCAUUGGGUCCAAUCCAUCCAUUUUUUCUUUUAUUUAAAUCUCCAUUUCCAUCUCCUCCAGGCGUGUUGGAAAAAGGCAACUUCUUCUCGUCCCAUUUGCUCUGGUUACAUCUUGGCAAUCGCUCAUGAGGACGUCCUCUUCCUCUGCUUGGGAGCCUGGAAUAUCUUUUCUGUUUGUUUCUCUCCAACCUUGCCUGUCUAGUGCCUCUGCGCAGCAGGCUGGCAAACACUGAGCUCUGAUAAAGACUUGGGGAAGGACGAGGCACCUUGAGGCUUCUGUUCUUCUUCAGACAGUGAGCAUCCUUGAGCUCUGCCUCACUGACUCCCACCCUCUCCCUCCCAUUGAGCUGUUGGCCAGAUAUGAAGAACAGUGGCCUCAUUUUCUGUUUGUUUUAUUUUUUCCCAUGGAACCUGUGGAAUUCUGGGAGAGUUUUUGUAGUUUCCAUUGACAGAUGUCUCGUCAUCUUGCUAUCUUAAAAGUAUUUAACCAACAACAAUGACAAAUUAAUAUUGUGUUUGAGGUAAUUUACCUUCCCACCUCACCCAUCCAAACACAAACAAAAGCGUAGAAGAGAAAAAAUAUUGUGUUUUCUUGCCAAAUCAAGAUUAUAGUCUAGUUAACUUCUCAGCCAAUUGCAAUGGCUUUUUGAACGCAAAACAGUCAGACAUCAUAGUUUUAUGAUGUCCUCAUUUGCUUCUCCAUUCCAUCAACUUGCUAGGUGCUUUCCAAUGCCAUUGCUUCCAAGUCUUGUAUUAUUUAUAUCCAUCAGUCUGAUCUUUUAUUAUUUUUAGCCUGAGGAUUUUAAAUCAGAUCUUUCUACAUCUAGUUUCCAACAUUUUAGCCUGAAAAAUUACAGUAUUUAUUGUCAACAAGGAAACAAAAAGAAAAGAAAAAAAAAGAACUUAAAUUGAAUUUCAUGGUCAGUAUUAUUUAUUUAAAUCAAUAAUUCUAUUGUGGGGAGUUGGGGGGAAAGGGGUCCAUGGACCCUCAGCAGCCAUUGAUGUGUAUCAUUAUAGGUGUUCAUGUGUGCUUGGAAGGAAAUAUGGCUUUUACAAACUAGUUGUAAUGGAUAGCAGUUCCCAGUAUCUCUAAUAGACCCUGAGCCUGAUCCAGAGCAAACUGAAGUCAAUGGAAGGAUUCCCAUCAACUUCAAUGGGUACUGGAUCACACCUUCAAUUCCUGCUCUGAGAUCAGUUGCUCACCUCAACCAUUCAUUGGGCACAAAAAUGUCUUAGGUGAAAAAAAGAAGGAACAGAUUUUCUUUUCUAGUCUUAAGAUCACUGUGAACAACAUUCCCUCUCAGCCUCCGGCUGUAUCUGCCCACCCAAUGGACAUCCCCUUGGCCAAUAGGCCACACCCACCACAGAUAAAAAGAACUUUUUCCUGGCUCAUGAUGUCCCCUCCGUCUCUAGAAGCACCCUUUUACCUCUACCCUGGUCUGGCAACAUCUGUCCCUGCAAAGACAUGGAAGGGUGUGCUGGCCAAAACUAUGCCUCCAGCCUUGUCUCCUGCUCCCAGCCUGGGUCCUGGUCCCUGGUUCUUGCCUCCUGGCUCUUACCUUUCCUGGCUCAGGGCAGAUGUUCUCUAUCUGCCUCUUAAUUCUCUUUGGGGAGGGCAGUUCCCACACCUUUGAUUAGGAGGUCUUGAUUGUGCAAAAGCACCUAGGAAUGAAGAGGAUACAGCCAGACCUUUUGGAAACCUCAGGACCUGGUUUAAGGGUGUUGGGCACCCACUACAGCAGUUGACAUGAACAGGGUUGAGUACAUCUCAGAUUCACCCGGAUGUCACCCCAUUAGUUCAGAAGAGAUAUACUAGGGAUGAAUCUAGCCAUAUACCAGUCCAGAAUGACUGGUGCCCAGUGCAGCACUAGAAGGUCUCUGAAGUGAGUGGACCAGGCAGGGCUCCUCUUGAUUUCAUAUCCAAGGGACAAGUUUGGUCUGUUGUGCCACUGGCCAGUGUGAGCUGCUGACCAUGGCUGCUUUGGGCAAUGGGUUGAAGACCUGGGACAAGAAAGCGCUGGGUUAGACAUGCAGAAGGUCACAUCCAGCCCCAGAAGUGGAGUUGAGGACAUUGUUAUACUGGUUCUAGUUCAAGCACUGCCAGGCAGUGCAAUGUGAUUCCCUGAGAGCAUUGUUGAGUGGAUCUUUGGCACAUUUGCUUGGUAUCCUUUUAAUUUCCCUUUGUAUUGGGAGUGGGAUGGGGCAUGUUUCACCCUUCUUGCAUCUCUACAACCAGCCCUACCUUAUCUGACAUUUCCUUAUGGUCACAUCCUCUCACCAUUGUGAACUCCCCAUUCAGACCCACUGUGGUCUCUGCAACUUUGGGCUGAGGAACUUGAUACUUUCCCUUCCUCUGCCCCCACUUCUAAAUUCAUCAGCUCAGAGUGGGGUAAGGACCACCAGCCAUAGGCAGGAGCUGUUGGUAUGAGGUGGAAGGUUUCUGUGGGUGACCUGCCUGUGUAACGCAUCUGGUCUGAAGCAGAUAGCAGAAGCAUCAGCCUGUGCAGGGCAGGGCAGAAGGAGUUGAUGGGGGACAGCAAUGAUAUCAGACCAGGGCAAGGCAGAAAAAUGGGGAGGGGCACCCAGCAGGCACAAUGGGAGGUGGGUGUUGGGGCCUUAGGUGCAUCCUACCUUGGUCUUGUCAUUUUAGAACCAUGAGAUGUUUGCCCCGGGCCUUUCCAGCUGAAUCACCCAGCUGGAAAGGAACCAAUGGACCUGCAUGCUGACAAGGUGGGUUAACACAGUGAAACAAGUCCCUAGAGCCUCAUCUGGGAGGCUGAGGUUGGAAGGGAGGGACCAGCAAAGGUUUCAGGGAAAAUCACACCCCACCCCACCUCCCUGCUGCUGGUUCCCACCAUGAGCUGCUGAGGAGGAGGUGAGGUUUCACUGUGCACCUAGGUUGGCAAAGAGGUGGCCUGUAGACAGUAGCAGAAGACCAGAAAGGUGGUGCCAGUAGCGUGUGCUCAGCUGGAGUAGGAGGACCUUGGCAGCAGCAGCGUUUAGGGAACAGGGUGUGGUUGUGGGGAGGUCUGGGUGGUGGGUACAUUGCUCCAUAAGUGUCCCUGCCCCAUGAUUCUCCAUGAUCCUGUACACAUCAUUCCUAGCCCUUAACAUCCCACAAAGUUCAUCUGGCCAGUAUAGGGAGGGCCAAACUGAAUUCCGAAAUGGUGUCCUAGUCCAGGGGGUUUCUGUGCUGGCUUGAAGCACAGCACAGAUCCAUCUGUACUGGCCAGCCUGGCCAUGUCCACCACUUGGCUGGAGGCACAUUUAGCACAUGGCUGCAUCUAGAAAGUGACUUCUGUUAGGACAGUGCAGAAGGCUGCAAUGUAGAUGUCUUGGCAACGCUAGAGUAGAAGGGCCCGGUCUGGUUCUGCAGCCCCUCCUUUCUUCCUAUGUAUCCAGAAUGCACUAAAAUAUGAAAUUGGCUGACUUCAAGUUGUACGAGAUCAGCCCCUUGGAUGUGACCCAUUAACAUCGUGGCACUAGGGCUGUAUGUCCAGUCAGAGAGCUUCCUGGGUGCCAGCUGCAGUGCACAGUCCUUCCUAUGCUUGCACCCAGCCAUGCACAAAUGUUCACCUCCAAAAGGACUCACCACCUCCCAUUUACACAUGCAUACACACAUGCCAUCUUGCAAAAACAGACUCCUCUGCAUGAUUGCACACAAACCACACGUGCUUUCACGUGUAUACACACAAAUGGGUAUGCACAAGUAUAUUCUUGCACACAGAGGCAUCUCUGCUCUGAAUGCACAUGUGGACACCCCCUUCCUUAUACCUUCUACCACACAGGUUACCAUAUCUGAGCUUCACAAGCCCCAGAUGGCCCUUUGAAGCAGUGCUUCUGCUGUCACUCAUUCAGGAGCCUGUCUGGGCCAUCUAGCCCUACUCCAGCUUGAUGUACAGCAAGGUCAGAGCCAGAAAGAUUGGAGAAGUGUGAGAGCACACAGUGCUAAGCGUUAUUUUUCCCCUUGUGCCCACCUGGCACAUACUGGAUCUUGCACUAGUUGUACCUGGAGAAAGUCUUACCAGAUCUCACCAUUGCUGUGAUGGCACCAUCCCCUCUGCUCCCAGGCUGUGCACCAGGCAAGAGAACAGGGCUCUCCUAGCUUGAGAGAACUUCCAAGAGGCCUCCUUGUGUUGCUGCAGCUCCUGUGCUGCUGUCGGGGGAUGGAGGGGCAUUGCAACAGACAGCAUAGAUGAAUGGCUUGCACAAAACCUUAUCUCAGAGCAGAUCUAGUAGAGCCUCGCCAUCACUGCCUCUAAAGGAGUGACAAUUGGGUGAGACAUCCCUGAGAAGCCGUCUAUUACCAAAGCCCCAGAGAGUGUAUUUCAUGAGAAUGCAGAAUCUGUACUCCAGGAUUUCCCCAUAACUCCCCUGAGUGAAAACAACAGGUGUUAAUGUGUAUUAGUUCAAAUAGUUGGCCCUGUCCAGAGGUAAUCCUAUCUCUAACAGACCUGGCAUUGAACUUCCUGCACAGGGACAACCUAGAGAUCAUCCAAGGCAGAAUUCUGGCACCGUUUUUCCCGUCACCACUGAUUCUAGCACUUCCCUUGGUCUCCUGGGGAUAGAGGAACACUUUCCCACUGCCUACCAAGUUCCCCAUUUUUCUCCUUUUUUCUCCUACCUCAGACAGAGCUGCAGGGUAGACAUGCUGAUAGGGUCUUAGAAAUUAGAGAUGGAAAAAACCUGUGGGCUGAAGCCCAGUGGUGCUUAAGAUGAAGCCCAGUGACCAUCAUUAGGGUCCUGCCUAGGGUGCUGUAGAAAGGUUUUUGAGAUCGGGGGUAGUGCACAAUUUCUUUGCCAUGAAGUGGCUAGGAGCCAUUGUAGUAAUAACCGUUUAGCUAAUGUGGCACCAUCACUUUGUAUUGCACUUCAGAGUGAAUCUAGGUCCUGGCCACAGAGCUCAGACCAAGAUGGUGGAGCAAGGACAUGUUUAGGAGCAAGAACAUCAAGAGAUAAAUCUCUAAUGAUCACAUACGUUGCAUUAACUAGCUGCGGCAGCUGAGUGGUAGACACUGAGUUGUCUGCAGGCACAGCCCGAGCUAGUACAGGAGUGGUGAGCCCAGGGGAAAGGCAGGUGCUAAGAACAAGACAGGCAAACUGCACUAAGCCAGGAUUUGAAGGUGUUGGUAUACAUAAGGAGGGUCAUCGUGCUGGACAUAGGACCACUGAAGUGAGUGGAAAGGCUCCUGGCCAGGAUGAGAAGAUCAGGCCGGGCAGCUGGGUGAGAUGCUGUUAAAAGACAGCAUACAGGGAAGCGAGGGAGCUAAGAUGUGGGCUACUGGGAAGAGAGAAGUGGGUGAGAUGUCUUGUGGAAUGAUGGGAGAAGAUGGCUGGAGUGGGAGCAUUUAAGGGGAGAAGAAAAGAUUUGCACUUGUUAUAGAAAAACUGGGAGACAGCAUGGGAGUAGAACACGUGCAGCCAUGUCCUGGCCUUGGCCAGAGCCACGGGACAAAAGAUAAUUCUCCUAGCUAAUGGUGGCUGGCUGGGAAAAGCAGAAGAGAGUCUGUAAAAUACAUUGAGUUUGGGUGUGGAGGCGGAGUGGGAGGGAGUCAGGGAAUCAUUGAUUUGACCCAUGCCACCUUGGGGACGUGCCUGGGCCUGGACGAGGUCUUUCCUCAUGCCAAGUUACUCGCCCUCUAGCACCACACCAGGAGCUGAAUUUGGCCAAUUGAGCCAAAUCAUUUUAGCUGUGUCCAUUUGCCUCUCAGCUCCACACCCACCUGACAGCCAGGGGAGGCCUGGGGCUGGUCGAAACUAAUGCCACCCACAUGCGCCAUGUUUUUUAAAAUUAUGUUCAACUAAAACAAUCCGGGGGAGGGGAGGGGAGGGGAGGGGAGGAGGUUGGUGAAGGGGGCACCAAUGGCCAAUGACCUCGAUGAGGUGUUGUGGGUUUGACCAUCAAGCCGGAGAGGGGUGGGGGGAAGGGAGGUGAUUCAUUAAUUAAUGAUUGGGUUAAUUAAUGGUCAUUUUGCUUGUAGCUUUUUCAGUGUGUGUUUGAUUACUGUCUCUGGGAAACGUGUUUUGAACAGAUGGCUGGCUCUGUGUUACCAGGAGUGUGUGUAAUUCUAUAGUCUAGUUAGGUGCUCAUUUGAGAAUAACAAAACACUAUACAUAAAUAUAAAUAUAUAUAUAUAUAAUUUUAAGUUUAAAAAAAAUAAAAACAAAACAAUCACCAGGUAGUUGUUCUGCUGGGCUCAAACCCUGCUCAUUCCUCAUCUGAAAAGCUUUUUUCUGCUCAUUUGAAAGGGUUAUUUAUUUUAUUUUAUUUUUAUUUUGUUCCCUUUUUUUUGUACAGAAGAGUUGGAAAACUUUAAAAAAAAGACAAAAAACUUUGUAAAAUAUUGUGUGUGUGAUUCCUUGUAAAAUAUUUUCAAAUUGUUUAUUACAGAGAAUCAGUUAUUAAAUAAUGUUCAUAUUUUCACUUCA
Gavialis gangeticus (Gharial) is the source of this 10050-nucleotide messenger RNA. It is a transcript of the gene CACNA2D2, whose product is annotated as calcium voltage-gated channel auxiliary subunit alpha2delta 2. NCBI's taxonomy places the organism in Eukaryota, Metazoa, Chordata, Crocodylia, Gavialidae. The record is from RefSeq and is a predicted model, not a curated record. The transcript has 40 exons. The coding region runs from base 83 to 3616 and encodes 1177 amino acids. Gene Ontology annotation, cellular component: voltage-gated calcium channel complex. Gene Ontology annotation, molecular function: voltage-gated calcium channel activity.